ACUAGUAGAUUUAUCAUUAGGAUUUCAAUCUUUCUUGAGACUAAGCUUUAUUUUCUUGCUUUGUUUUGCUUUUGUAUAGUUACUAACCUUUAGUUCUAGUUUUUGUUCAUGCAGUUAUGGCUUCAAGCUACCAUGGGGAGCCACAAGAAGAGGAAGACACAUUUGAAUAUCACAUUCAAGAUGAUUUUGAUGCAAGUAUACUCACACCAGCACAACUUGUGAUGUUAUAUGAGCUUCAGAAGGAGUACCCGGGGUCGGCAAAGACAUCCCUAGCACGAAGGAUCCGGUUGGAGCUUAUUAAGGAUCGAGCAGAGCUUGAAGGAAGGGAGGUUACAAAGUAUGAGUUUAAUGUUGCCUAUGACCUUAAAGAGGUAAUGGAUUGGGCUCCACCACUCCAGCUGGAAGGUUGGGUCUAUCUCUAGAUAAGAGAAGUCUUCAUUUCCACUUCAGCCCAUGUCUACC
Messenger RNA from Raphanus sativus (radish), 462 nucleotides. RefSeq lists its product as uncharacterized. The record is from RefSeq and is a predicted model, not a curated record. NCBI's taxonomy places the organism in Eukaryota, Viridiplantae, Streptophyta, Magnoliopsida, Brassicales, Brassicaceae. The transcript is spliced from 2 exons. The coding region runs from base 117 to 422 and encodes 101 amino acids.